ACGUUCCUCACCUCUACACCCCCCACCCUUUCACGCCUUUCACUCCCUGCACGACCUACGCGGGGCUGGCUAGCUGGGCGUGGCGUGGCGGGCCGAGCGGCUGCCCGACGGGGUCAUGGAGGGGGGCCCGGGGCCAGGGGACGCGGCGAGCGGCGCCAGCGCUGAUGCCGCCCCGGCCAUGACGAAGGAGGAGGCCGCGCCGGUGGCAGUGACGCGGAGCGCCAGCCGGAUACCGCUGCCCACCGGGGAGCACGGGGCACGCAGCGCCACCCACCUGGUGUCGCUGCUGGCCGGGCCGGGGCCGCCUGCGCAGCCCGCGCCCGUGCUGAUGACCCCCGGGGGGCUGGCCGCGCUAGCCGAGGGCGGCUCCAGCCUCGCCUCACCCGCCACAGCCUCCCCCGCCCGCCGCCCAAGCGACCUGCUGCUGGACCAGCGCGACCACGCGCCGCUCGACAUCAGGGACUCGGGUGACUGCGCUCAGAUGGGACCUCCUGCCGUGCAGGGCGCCCCGGGGCUGCGCGCACAAGGAGAUGCGGCCGGGUCCACGGCAGCCGUGCCCCAGCAGCCGGUUCCCUCUGCGCCGCAGGCCAUCCCCGCUCAGCCGCCCACGCCCACGCCCGCCCCACACGCACUCCUUGUACAAGCCGUCUGUAGCCGAAGCCGACUAGCACCAGUAGCUGUACCCUCCGGCGACCUUUCAAAGACGACGGCCGAAUCUCGCGAGCUACCCGCUGCGCCUCCGCAACCCCUGGGCGGCCGCAGUACCUACUUCGACGUGAACGCCUCCGACGUGUACCUCAGCACCACCACGAGCCUCGACCAGGGCCUGGCGCCGCCCGAGGAUGCCAGGGAGGCGCCCCCCUGCGCGCUACCACCGCAGCAAAUUCCGGAGGUGGUCGUGACGGACGCCACGCCGCGCUCAGUGACGCCGCCAGAGGAGGCGGCCCCGCCCGCACCCGCACUGGCGGACACCAUCCUCGAGCCGGCCGGUGCGCCACCGCCACCGCCGCCCACGCCCGCCCAGAGCAGCGCCCAGACCACCCCCGACCGCAAGACCUCGCCCGUGGCGCCCGCUGUCAACAAGAAGGCCACGAAAGCAGCGCCCGCCGUGAAGACAGCGUCGAAGACGGGGGUAACUUCUCCAGCUACAAGUUCACCACUCCCCAAACACAUUUUGGGGCUCAAAUCCGGAGAACAUAAUUCGCAGGGAGUCGUCACCAAAGCCUCCGCCACUCGGCGACUGCCCGCCGCGACCAGGCUGUCCACCGCCCGCCUGGGCGGGUCGACGGGCAGCGUGGGGGCCGUGGGGGCCGCGGGCGCCAAGGACGACGCGAGCGUGACGCUCAUCAAGGCGCCGCCCCGGGCGGCCACGCGCCCCGCCUCGGCGCGCAGCGUGCGCAGCGCCACCACCACGGGCACCGUGACGACCGAGGCCACGACGGGUGCGCGGGGCGGCGCCGUCCCCGCCAAAAGGGCCGCGCAGGCGUCGGCCCCAGCGAGGGCGAGCCCCGGAGCCGCCGCCAAGAGCGCCUCAGCCACGGUGAACAGGAAGGCCUCCGUCACGACGAGGGACUCAGUGCCAGUGCCACGACUUGAGCUGUCCGCCGUCCGACCCAAGUCCACCCAGGGUCCGCACUCGGCCCGGGGCAAGCCGUCCAGGGAGCUGAGUUCUCUGAGUGCCAGCGGCGGAGGGAGCGGCGCCCCGCACCCCAAGGUGGACGUCAAAGCGAGCGGAGCGCAGCUCGAAGCCAGGCCAGAGCUGACGCCCGCCCCCAACAAGUCCGUCACGGUGCACCGUCCGCACCCAAGGGCCUCCAAGGACGCCCUGCUGGCCAGCGGUGCCGGCGAGGACAUCGCGGUGGUGAAGAGCAUCGAUGCCUCCCAGGAAGUCUGGCCUACCUGCAUGAGCCGCCUUGACGAGGAGCUCAAGUGCAUGACGGCGCCGUACCUGGUGCUGGUGGCGGAGCUGGCAUCGCGGCACGGCGUACUCCUGGACGUCAUCAAGGACAAGGACCCGGUGACGCACGCGGAGGAGGCCCAGUUCGCUGUGACCCUAGCUCACCGCCAGGCUGAAGCACUGCGGGUACGGGAGAAGUACAUUGGCAGGGUGACCGAAUGGGAAUCUAGGGUCAUUUAACCCGCAUCGUAAAAUAAGGUAACUUUUUGCCAUACAAGUGAACGCUUAAUUAUUUUUCAAAAUCGGACAUAUGAUCUCAACUAGUCUCACUACGAAGUGAACGGCGGCACUUUUGUUCUUCAAAGAUUUCUUGACCGGUCAGAAAGUAAAGCUGGGUUCAAACCCCGUUGAACCAUAGAUACCUGAUGACGUGGCGUGAUGUGCUGCGGCUGUAUGAGCCGUUCGCCUCCCAACCUCCCUCUGGCGUCGGCUGCGCAGCAACUGAUCACGAUUCACGAU
Molecule: messenger RNA, 2416 nt
Organism: Frankliniella occidentalis (western flower thrips)
Lineage: Eukaryota; Metazoa; Arthropoda; Insecta; Thysanoptera; Thripidae
Product: nascent polypeptide-associated complex subunit alpha, muscle-specific form-like
Exons: 10
Coding region: 116-2137 (673 amino acids)
Source: RefSeq, a predicted model, not a curated record